UGCGUAAAUCUAGAAGCUAAACAUAAGGCUGAGCGCGUGUGCGUCGAAAAAGGAGAGAGAGAGAGAGAGAGAGCGGGAGAGAGUGGUUGAUAAUGAAUCGGAACCGUGGUGCUGGCUAUCAGCUGUGAACUCUGACAUGCAGUCGUCGCCUAGCGUUCGGCAGUCGAGUCGUUCGCGAGCCCUCGGAAAGUGACGCCACUCCCGGCUCUCGCAGAUCUCAGCUCGGGCACCUGACCAGCUAGUCUGUCGCUCGAGGAUUUAGCUGCGACGCGCUUGCGAGAAAGGAAACGCACGCCGAACCUACCGACGCCACCAUGGGACAAUUCACCAAGAGGCAAUGGCUCACGCUCAUCGUCAUCAGCAUCGCCGAUUUCGCCAACGCCGUCUGCGUGUCCCUCCAAGCGCCUUUCUAUCCCCAAGAGGCGGAGAAGAAAGGAGCCACGGCCACCGAGUACGGCCUUGUUUUCGGCAUCUUCGAGCUUGUCGUCUUCAUUAUCAGCCCGAUUUAUGGGCAACGAAUCAACCGAAUAGGGCCGAAGAUUUUAUUUAACGGAGGCAUCCUAACGACGGGCACGUGCGCAAUAUUCUUCGGCCUGCUGGACAAAGUUGAGGGUCACUACCCGUUCAUCAUACUAUCGUUCGUCAUUCGUAUAAUCGAGGCACUGGGCAACGCGGCCUUCCUGACCGCCAGCUUUGCGAUCAUCGCCAUGGAGUUUCCCGACAACGUCGCAACCACGUUCGCCAGUCUCGAGACCUUCUUCGGACUCGGUCUGAUCGUCGGGCCCACCGUCGGAGGAGCUCUCUUCCAGAUCGGUGGCUACACCACGCCGUUCGCAGUGCUGGGUUCCGCCCUCUUCCUCGCGGCGGUCAUGACUGCCUUCGUGCUGCCGGUCCAUCACGAGAGGGACAUGGACAGCCAGAGUUCCGCAGGAAAGUUCAUGAAGGUGCUGAGGAUACCGGGAGUCAUGGUUGCCACGGCCUCGAUCAUCGUCACGAGCAUGAGCAUCGGCUUUCUCCAAGCCACCCUGGAGCCCCAUCUUCGGAAAUUCGAUCUGAGCCCGGUCGUGCUGGGCCUCAUGUUCGUCAUCAACGGCGGCACAUAUGCGCUUACCGCGCCCGCCUGGGGUUGGCUGUGCGACAAGCACGCUACUCCAAAGAUAGCAACGGUCGCUGGAUGCAUGCUGGUCGUCCUAGGAUUCGGCUUGAUCGGGCCGGCGCCUUUGAUACCCUACGACACGAUCCUCUGGAUGACCAUUCUCGGACUCGUCAUUCACGGCCUGGGAAUGGCGGCGCAGCUCGUUGCAAGCUUCACCGAUGCUCUGAGAAUUGCCAUAGCCAACGGUCUCCCGAAUAAUCUCGAUACUUACGGACUGAUCAGUGGACUAUGGACGAGCACCUUUGCUCUCGGUGCUUUUAUUGGACCCAGUGUCGCCGGUAUCCUGUAUGAUAGCAUCGGUUUUAGACAAGCUUCCAUGUUCAUCGUCAUUCUGCACUUCAUUGUGGGUGUCGCAGCCUUCAUCUUCGUGAGCUGCUGCGAGCGAGGGCCCAAGCCGUACACCGAGCUGAGCGCUGCCGAGGAUCUGCGAGUGUCGAUGGCCGACAGCGGCCGCAUAUCGCACUCUCAGAGCACCAGCCUGAUCGCUGGGAGUGCAGUCCACGGCGGACCGAACGGCGUGCCGAUCGAUCGGCCAAGCGGCAUGAACAGUCUUAUCGCCUGCAACAGCUACUCCAAUCGCACGAACGCUUGGUCCAGGGCGUCCUACAGUGGCCGACACCUCAAUAGCUACGGUAGCUUCGACGCCAAAACUUAUCUCGAGCGCACCACUUGAGAUCUUCCGACGCGUCGACGUAGAUUUUUAAGUGUGUUUAUUUUUGCUCGUACGUUAGGCAGCUCGUUCGCUCGCUCGUGCGUUCGCUUCAAACGUGCACUUUGCCAUCGUGGGUGCAUUGGCCUUGGUAUGCGCGCGUGUACGUGUGUGUAGCGACGCGAGUGAUCGAGUGCAAUGGUCGAUCGAAAGUUUUAUCAUUUUUAGGAAAUGCUCACGCGGAUUCAUCGUGUCGUUGUCCAUGAGCAUCAAUUUCGAUCUUGCGCCUUUGAGGCAAAAGCGACGAGCGCGUGGCGUUGGAAAUUUUAUCAAUGUACACACGUUCAUGUGUAUAUACGCAAAGUGUAAAUAAUCCGAGCAAUUGCCCUGCACUAAUUGAACGCCUCUUUUUGUUCGCCGUCUCUCUCUCUCUCUCUCUCUCUCUCUCUCUCUCUCUCUCUCUCUCUCUCUCUCUCUCUCUCUCUCUCUGUCGUCUUUAUUGAUUGUUUCUUUUUCGAUCGUCGAUGAAAGUGCUCAAGCGAUCGUCUUUUUAGCGCGGAUGAUUAAUAACAAUGUACUUGCCUUUUGCGAAUCUCUGUAUUUAUUGAGUCUCUCUUCCCCCUGUGUUUCUAGGUAAGUGUGUAAAAAACGAAAUACAUAUCCUCUUUUCAUAAAAACAUAA
This is a messenger RNA of Phymastichus coffea, 2487 nucleotides long. RefSeq names its product MFS-type transporter SLC18B1-like. Gene Ontology annotation, biological process: transmembrane transport. The record is from RefSeq and is a predicted model, not a curated record. Gene Ontology annotation, molecular function: transmembrane transporter activity. The transcript is spliced from 8 exons. The coding region runs from base 315 to 1829 and encodes 504 amino acids. NCBI's taxonomy places the organism in Eukaryota, Metazoa, Arthropoda, Insecta, Hymenoptera, Eulophidae.